This is a messenger RNA of Lottia gigantea (owl limpet), 312 nucleotides long. RefSeq lists its product as hypothetical. The annotation marks the transcript as partial. The record is from RefSeq and is a predicted model, not a curated record. The transcript has a single exon. NCBI's taxonomy places the organism in Eukaryota, Metazoa, Mollusca, Gastropoda, Lottiidae.
CCUAACCCUUAUACACACAAAUCUAACCCCUAUAUACACAAACCUAACCCUUAUAUACACAAACCUAACUCCUAUAUACACAAACCUAACCCUUAUAUACACAAACCUAACCCUUAUAUACACAAACCUAACCCUUAUAUACACAAACCUAACCCUUAUAUACACAAACCUAACCCUUAUACACACAAACCUAACCCUUAUAUACACAAACCUAACCCUUAUAUACACAAACAUAACCCUUAUACACACAAACCUAACCCUUAUAAAACUAAGACUCAUACGACUAUAAAACUAAGACUCAUACGACUAUAA